Molecule: messenger RNA, 2239 nt
Organism: Racocetra persica
Lineage: Eukaryota; Fungi; Glomeromycota; Glomeromycetes; Diversisporales; Gigasporaceae
Source: the annotation of a GenBank genome assembly
UUCUGAUUCAAAUUACAUUUUAUCGACCGAUACAGUAGAACAAACAUCAUUUCCAAUAUGGAAUACUGAACUUGCUUGGGAGGUGGAUCAAAAAACUUUGCUCAUUCUUCGUUCCCAAUGGGCACAUUUAAAAUUACAAUGUUUUUCGGUAAAUUCAUCAGAUAAAAGUGAAUUGAUUGGCUAUUCUAUGCUGGACCUGAGAACUGCAUCGGAUCGUCCUGGAAAAGAAAAAUGGAUUUCUCUUAUUAAUCCUAGAGUAAGGGGUCUUCAUCCUGAAAUUUACAUUGGAUUUUGUAUAUUACCAAAUAUGUCACCACCAUCGACACCUACUCCUUUAGGAUAUGUGCCUAGUCCUUUGGGCAAAUCAGUUGAAAACCUUUUUGAUGUCCAAGAUGAUGCAAUUAAUAAUGUAGAAGAAAGAAAAUACGAUAACGAUGAUUUAUAUCGAAUCGGCACAGAUGGAUCGGAAAUCUUCCUUUUUUCUAUUACAAUUAAUUUUGGUGCUAAUUUACACCUGUUAUUGCAAGAUACUAUUUCGUUUAUCACACAGCAGCAGUUUCCCGAAGUCGAUGAACCUGGUCUUUCCACUCAUGGUUACUUCUUUCAAUAUACAAUUUUUGAAAAUACAACCACAUCAACCAGAUUUUAUGACCUUACACAUCCAAAUAUAAUACCUGAAACGACAACCUUUCGAAUUCUUUCGUCUCUAAAAGAUAUGAAAGAUUUUCUUGAAAAAGAAUCUUCUUUAGUUGUUAAUUUGUAUCAUGAUGAUCAAAUAAUCGGGUUUUCUGACAUUCCCUUGAAAGGUCUUUUCGAUAUAAAAACGGGUGAACCACGUUCUUUGGACAGAGUUUGUCCGAUUUAUAACACUAAAAGAGAAUUACCUGUAUCAGCAGAUGUACAAAUUGCAAGGAUCGGACUCUACUUAACUCUUAAAAGAGAAAAUACAGAAACAUUAGUUGACAGUGAGCCAUUAACUUCAUCUCCAAUUACCAUUGAAAGAUCACAAACAACACUCUCGGAGAAUGUGGAUCAAGCGCUUACCCGAGAACAAAAUAGCGAACAUAAGUAUAGCAUUUUGAUUGUUUUAGAAUCGAUCAAACUAAAUAAGGACAUCAAAAACAUAUUUAUUAUUUAUAGUUAUCCAGCGUUAGGUAUUUCUAAUAAAUCAACACAGGUUAUUCCGAAUGUAGAAGCUGGUUUAGAUGUAAUAUUAGUUAAUGGAACUAAUGCAAUUGAUGUUACAAUGACUCAGCAGAGACUUAAAAGAUACUUUGAAGCUGUACCUUUGCUUAUGGAAAUAUGGCAAAAUAAUGAACCUAAAGAUGUACAAAUAGGAGUUGCCACAUUACGUUUAGAGGAAGUUUUCUUAUCUUUACCUAAUAUUGAUGAAGAAAGCAAAGCAGAAGUUCAAACUUUUACUACUUUAACUCCGAUAAAAUCUGUAGGUUUAGUCACAUCACGAGAAAUGGGUCACAUAAGUGUUUCCAUAAGACUGGAUGAUCAUGGAGAGAAACAAAAAACAAUCUUGACAAAUUCUAAUGGUGGAACUAACUUAUCCGAACUUCCUAACGGAACAUCACCGGUAGAGUCUCAAUCCAUGGAAAGACAAUCAUCUCGUUCUUCUACAUCAUUAUCAGUAACGAAAAAUGAUUGCGAUGGUUCUUCAUCAUGUAUGUCAACAUUUCGUUCAGAUAUACUCCAACAAGCCGAAGAAAACAUUAAAUUUACUAAAGAAGUACUUGCGGUCGAAAAGAAGAAUGCUAAAAAUCAAAGUUCACUUAAAUCUAAAGUUCAACAACUGAAAGCAAUAGAUAGACAGUUACAACAAUCCAUUCUGUAUUUUCAAACUCGAGAUGAAAAUUUAUUAAGAGCCGAAAAAGAUUUUGAUCGACGUUGGUUGGAACUAGACAGGCAAUUCGAACAACGAAAAAAAGAAAUGCAAUUACAAUUUCAAGCGGAAAUACAAAACCUUAGAAUUCAAUUGGACUGUACAAAAAAGGCACAAAAACAAUAUGAAGGUCAAUGGUUAAGAGCUUUACAGAUUUUAGCUGGUACGCAUGAAACAGGAAGUGAGGAAGCUAUGUUUUGGAAAGGAUUAAAAGAAACGGAUCAAUGUUGGUGGCAGGUUAAAAAAAUGGCAGAAGAAGAGAUCGAAGUUAUAGAUUAUGAAAAGUCUGCGUUGGAUAUAUUAAAAGGAGAGAUUGAAAGAUUAAGAAAAUCUUUAAGUAGUAAUUGA